Molecule: messenger RNA, 1158 nt
Organism: Malassezia globosa CBS 7966
Lineage: Eukaryota; Fungi; Basidiomycota; Malasseziomycetes; Malasseziales; Malasseziaceae
Exons: 1
Coding region: 1-1158 (385 amino acids)
Source: RefSeq, a predicted model, not a curated record
AUGUCAUUAGCGGCCGAUGGGACACGUUCAGAAUCAGAGGACAUGCCAUUUGUUCCGCCGUCUUACACACCCACAAGAUCGUCUAUGAUUCCUAUGCCUGAUGUAAUUCGACGAUUAUUCGCUCUCUUUCCGCUGCGUGUUUGGCCUGCGGCGCAAGCAGUGUCAGAUCGCGAAGUCGUCAAGAUGCCAAAGGAUAAGGCCGAACUAUAUGUCAUACCUGCUCGGGCUACUGAGAAAAACAGCUGGGCUAGUGCGGAUCCCAUAUGUCUUCGAUGGCAAAUGGAAUUUGUAUUCCGGCAGGUGCCCGUGCAUUGUGAACCGAUCUAUCAUGCUUACUGGUCGCCGGACCACAGCGUUCCAUUCGCUCUCUUCAGAUCAUCGUCGAAGCAGUCAGGAGAGGAUUUGCCUGAUACCCUCCUCUUAAGUGAAUCAAAUCUUCUGCGCUACAUGGAUCAUCAUCACCCUCUAGCACGUCCCGAGCUCGAUGAAAAAUCUGUGUGGCCUGAGGGUGCUGAGGACGAAGUACCAAUAUGGAAGAAUCUCUUGGAAAGACGUGUUAUGGCUGGUGUCUUGCUAUCGUGCAUCCGCUCAGGCGUGUACACACCACCACCUUCCUCUAAGCCGUUUCUUCGCCGCUGGUUUGCACCUCUCUUCCCCGGCGAAUCAUCUCCGGAUGAGGUAGCAUUUGCACGCCUCGCAUGUAUUAGCUCAGCAGGAGCAUCGCCUGCUAGUCUCGCUGCCGUGUAUGGGCGCGAUUACUUAGCCGAUGCAAAGAACCCUCUCACACUCGUCCCCGGCUAUUCUGUCGAUUGGGUUGGUUUUCUAAGUGGUACAUCCUCGCACACAGCUUCUGAUGCUGCAGAAGAUGCAGAGUUUGUACCAUCUCAAUUACGAGUUGAUCAAGAUGCAAUCCGACGAGAUGCCGCUGAGGGUUUAGAGGCUGUAGCGGUUCGGCUUGCCUCGGAUGUCAACGUUUCAACAGGUGAAGGAUGGUUGCUCGGUGCCAAGCGUGCUACAUCUCUCGACUGCCUUCUCUUUGCUAUUUUGCACACACUGGACACUCUUCCCCUUGACGAGGCCCGCAUGCUUCGGAAUGUCAUGGAUCGACACAGCUGCUUGGGAGCAUAUUACCGACGGCUCCACUCAUAUUUGCCGUAG